UUUUUCAAAUAUAUUUAGUUUUGGUUAUAGCUGUCUUCCUAGAUAAGUUAGCAUCAGUCACACCGUGGCAAUAGGCUUGAAAGCAAAGUCGAUCAAAUCGAGUUAUUCACCUUAUUCGCCCACGAAUGCAAGCGAUGAAGAUUAUCACCCUAGCAAGGGUAGAAACUUCACUUUUGUCAAGAGCAGAGGGCAUCAUCAACAACAAGUGCUUAGUCGAAAUCUUCAUUAUCCAUUGAUUGUGAGGUGUUAAUUUUGCCCACGAGAAAGACGAGGUUUCAGUAUGAUCAAUACUUGAUUGUAACAGCCCCUCGACCCACGGGUUUAGACAUGAAUCUAAAAUGACUGUAAUCACUGUAUGUGGAGUGAAAUUGCCGAUGCAAUUGAAAUAAAAUGCAAUUAGGUGUAAAACGGGAACAAAAGUUCUACACCCAAAAUGGCGCCUUCAAAACACCUCUGUUCACACCACACAGCAUAUAUAGUGACACUAUUGACUAGGAAAAACACAUACAUUUCAACUCGACUGAUAAUCAUACAAUUCGCCAGUUCAAAAACUAUGGAUGUUCAAAUUCGCCUUGCAAGAAAAAGCGAUCUAUGUGCCGUGAUAGGAAUGUCAGAGGAAUCUAUGAAGGCCACGAUUACCUCCCGUUUGUCUUUCUUCGUUGGCUUGAGGAUCCUAAUCGAGGAAUCUUUGUUGCAGAAAAAGAAGGAGAUGUUAUUGGAAUACGGGCAUUUCACAUUAUUGACGAGGGGACAACUGUCGUAAGCCAAAGUUUACGUGUCCAUCGAGAAUACCGAAGACAGGGCAUUAGCGGGCUAUUGAUCCUUGCGGAAAACCGCUAUGUGCAAACCCAUUUUCCAAGGGUAACCACGGAGCGUUACACGACAAUGUCUACUAACGUUGGCCGUUUAGCCAUCCACAGGAAAUCUCAUGGAGAAAAUCUUUUGCUGGAGUUCGGGAUCAUCGCAUUUUAUAUUAAUCCCGCGACCGUUUCGACCCGCGAAAGAAAUUGCGCAAAUUCGCAAGUUAGGAAAAUAGAUAGCGUGGAAUUUCAAACGCUCGUCAGGGAAGGAAGACUGGAUCGUGUUCUUCAAAGAGGUACCAUGGUUAUCGAUUGGGAACCAUUUAAAGCCGUUGAAAGCAACGUCAGUUGUGGCUUAGUGAAUGAAGGCGACUCCUUGUUCGUAUCUAAAGCACAAAAAGAGGACCAGAUUCAGGGCUUGAGUCAUGGUCGCCUUUCCCAGAGGGUGAAAUGCCUUCACUGGGCCGCGACUAUCUACACGGAGAAUGUGAAACUGCUUACUGUCCACAUUGCGAAGCAACUCAGAAACGCUACGAUUCAAGCCAGGAAAAAGAGUUUUAUUUUUUCAUGUUUUAUUCCAACUUGUUUUGUGCCUGAAGCAAAGAAGCAUGUUUUAGACGAAUUUUCGCUCGAAUAUGUGGAGUUCUUUAAUUUUAAUUUAAUGCUUUUCGAGAAAAAAUUCUGUCAAUAAAUGUGUCUUACAUGCAUUAUAUAUAGAAAUAAAUGAAGUUUAACAACUAUUAAAUAUAUAUGGUGUUUUAUUUCAUCAGUGAUAUACGGUACUAACUGAACAGUAUUCUUUUCCGUGUAUAUUAAA
Molecule: messenger RNA, 1617 nt
Organism: Dendronephthya gigantea
Lineage: Eukaryota; Metazoa; Cnidaria; Anthozoa; Malacalcyonacea; Nephtheidae
Product: histidine N-acetyltransferase-like
Exons: 1
Coding region: 592-1491 (299 amino acids)
Molecular function (GO): acyltransferase activity, transferring groups other than amino-acyl groups
Source: RefSeq, a predicted model, not a curated record